This is a messenger RNA of Bolinopsis microptera, 1643 nucleotides long. RefSeq names its product cytochrome P450 3A41-like. Gene Ontology annotation, molecular function: oxidoreductase activity, acting on paired donors, with incorporation or reduction of molecular oxygen; monooxygenase activity; iron ion binding. The coding region runs from base 15 to 1523 and encodes 502 amino acids. The transcript is spliced from 4 exons. NCBI's taxonomy places the organism in Eukaryota, Metazoa, Ctenophora, Tentaculata, Lobata, Bolinopsidae. The record is from RefSeq and is a predicted model, not a curated record.
CUAGUAACUUAGCUAUGUUCCUGAUAAGCUGCCUGGUUGUGGCCUACCUGUUGAAGCUGGCUAGACACUACUACAGAACAUACUGGAGCCACCAGAGACUGGCUGCCAUACCUCAGCCCCCUAUUGACAGUAUUAUGAAAGGUCACACGACAACACUGAACAAGUGGAAAGAAAAGAACAAGCUGCUGGAUCUGUGGAUAGAGUGGCACAACACUUACGGAGACACUUUCGUCUUCUUCUUAUCUACUCGUCCUAUCCUGUGGACUGCUGAUCCAGCUUCACUUAAAGACAUCACUACUGAUUUAAAACACUUCUCUAAGUUUGAUGGCCUUCCUAAUAGAAGUCUCUACGGGCAAAGGUUGGUGGGUACAGAAAGUAUUCUAAGUGGUAAUGGACUCGGUUGGGCGUUGAAACGGAAAGUAAUGACACCAUUCUUUGCUAAAACAAAUAUGGAGGAACUUUACUACGCGUGUAAACCGCACAUGGAAGGUCCUGAGCUGAAGAGAUGGAAAGAAUUGAUAAAAGAUGGCAAGAAAGUAGAUCUGCACGAUCAGCUAGGCAUCACAUUCACUUCAUACCUCCAAGUUAUGGGGUUCCACAAUUUUAUGAACUCUGAACUGAUAGCAAAGAACGUGUUUAAGAUUCUGGAGGCGCUUCCUAAACAGCUGUCCUCGUGGCUCUCUUACCUGUGUAGUAAUGAUAAGGAGGAAACUGUUAAUAUGAUUCACGAAAUGAGAUCGGAAGCUAAAAAGGCAGCUAUGGAGAUACACCGACAAACAGUGAGAUACAAAAGAAAUGAACAAAGCAUGACAAAUAUAAAUAUGUUGGGCUUUUUGAUCGAGGCAAACAAUAAAAACGGGCAUGGAAAAAGGCGCAGUGUUGAUGACACUGUGACCUUCACUAUUGACGACAUUAUGACCAUUUGUCUGGUGAUGGAUAAUAUGGUGAAACAGAUUACUUCUUUGUUUAUGCUGCUCAACGAUGAGCCCGAGUGUCAGAGGAAAAUGUUUGCGGAGUUGAGAGAAACCUCCAUCGAUACUUUUGAAGGAUUAAACAGUCUGGAGUAUACAGAGAAGUGUAUUUUGGAGUGUUUACGUCUUAGACCGGUUCUAACCAGAGGAACAAGAUCGUACAAAUUUAAGAAUACUGAGGAAGGAAAGGUUGGCAACUACGUGAUAACCGAACAAGGAAUACGAAUAGUGUUCAGCGAGUACGUCCUCCACCACAGCCCAAAGUAUUGGGAGAACCCGGACAAGUUUAAUCCGGAGAGGUGGUUUCCUGGCUUCGUGCCAGAACCCUUCUCUUACAUGCCCUUCUUUGUGGGAGCUCGGGGCUGCAUUGGGAAACACAUGGCCAUGAUGAUGAUGAAAUUAACUCUGUCUGUGUUAGCCAGGAACUUUGAUAUGGUCCAGGACUUUGAUCCAAAAAAUAUGCCGGACUUCACCCAAGAAUUUGCUGUGAUGAGACUUAUCAACAAGGUCGAUAUGUGGGUUGAACCUUAUCAGCCUGAACAAGGAUGUUGAUGAAAUAACACACCGUGAAAUGAUACCUCGUUUGAUAUGUUUUCAUCAUUUGUUGGUGACCAUGAUACUGAUGUUUUAUGUCUCUGUUUUAUGAUUAAAUCUGUUUUUAGUUUUUACAUU